Molecule: messenger RNA, 1353 nt
Organism: Rotaria sp. Silwood1
Lineage: Eukaryota; Metazoa; Rotifera; Eurotatoria; Philodinida; Philodinidae
Source: the annotation of a GenBank genome assembly
AUGGAAAAUAAUACAACUAUCAUGAGUAAUCAAAGUGAUUAUGAUGGUUGGGAAGAAGAUGGUCCAUCAUUUCAUACACGUAUUGCUUUUGCUUCUGCAUGGAUUAUUAUUGCUGUUGCUGGUAUUAUAGGUAAUAGUCUCGUGAUAUUUGUUGCUGUUCGAUUUCAAAAAUUGAACAAUGUUACAAAUUGUUUUAUUGUUAAUUUGGCUAUUACCGAUAUCGUCUUUUUGGCAUUUUGUAUGCCACUUCUAGUAGUUCAAUAUACAUUAGAUCAUUGGUUAUUCAAUGAAAUUUUUUGUAAACUUCUAAAUUUUAUUUCUUUCGUUAGUGUUCUUGUUACUGUUCUAACAUUAGUCGCGAUGACUCUUGAUCGCUAUAUUUAUGUCGUAAGACCAUUUGAAAAUUUAAAAUGGCGAAAACCUAAAACUGUAUUAUCAUUAAGCAUUAUCAUUUGGUUGAUUUCAUGUAUAUUUGCUUCACCAUUUUAUUAUCAGUAUGGUGUAAUACGUAAUUAUCAUUAUCAUCGGCAAUGUGUAUUACUUAGUGAUGAAAAUAUGCAAAAAUAUUUGUGUAUUUAUACAAUUACACUUUAUUAUUUUAUUCCAUUAAUAAUAAUAUUAAUAUCAUAUACUAAAUUACUUUGUUAUGUUUAUUCAAAAGAAAAUAAACUUCAUCCUAAAACAAAAUAUAAUAUUGUAAAAUGGUCAAAAAAACGUCGUGCUGUAACAAAAAUGGUUGCGAUUGUUACUCUUGCUUUUUCAGUUUGUUGGUUACCUAUAACAUUAUAUUUAAUGUCAGCAUAUAUAUUUCCACAAAAAACAGCAUUUCUUUAUUAUUUUAAAGUUAUUGCUAAUUCAUUUGCUUAUUUAAAUUCAGCUAUUAAUCCAAUUCUUUAUGCAUUUUUAAAUCGUAGUUUUCGUAAUAAUUGUGGAAGCCUUUUUCUUGAACCAACAUGUGCAUUACUUUUUCGUGAUAGUCACCGUCGAUCAGGUACACAAUCUCAACAACAACAACAACAACAACAACAGCAAGAACAACAAUCACGAAAGCAUCCAGUAUCAACACAAAUUGAUCGAUUUAGUUAUCAAUCAACGAAUCAACAAUCAUUAUCACCAACAAGAGAUAAAAAGAAGAAACAAGUAUUACAAAUAAAUAACGACCAACAAUUAUCACCAGAUAUUAUAAUACAUUAUGACUUUUCAGAUGUUGAUGGUGAAAUAUCUGAUGUUGAUGGUAGUAAUCAAAUUCCUAUUGAAAAUAAUUCAUCUAAAAACCAUAUUUAUAAAGGACAAUAUGAACCACUAUCAACAGAAGAAACUAAUGAUUCAAGUACAUUGACAACAACUGUUUGA